This is a messenger RNA of Stegodyphus dumicola, 2877 nucleotides long. RefSeq names its product nucleoside diphosphate kinase 5-like. NCBI's taxonomy places the organism in Eukaryota, Metazoa, Arthropoda, Arachnida, Araneae, Eresidae. The record is from RefSeq and is a predicted model, not a curated record.
AUUUCACAAGCGGGCAUGGUCAAUGAUCUUCCGUAUUUCUUUGUGUAAACUGUUUGGGCUUCGCAGAAAGAAAUAGUAACAAAAGAGAUUAUUUCAUUUCAGGAACGAUAUUUUGAUUAUUCUCAUAAUAUAUUUCUGAUAUGGAGCCGAAUGAAAAUCAGAAUAGAGUUAUAAGUCUUGGAGAUGAUCUCCCUCCACCUGAGUUCGAAAGAACUUUGCUGCUCAUCAAGCCCAAUGCAAUAUCUAAGGCUAAAGCCAUCGAAUCCAUCGUAAAAAAAGAGAAAUUUUUCGUUCUUCACAGAAGACGAAUGUAUCUUAAACCCACACAAGCAAGAGACUUUUAUAUCCGUGCUAGAGAAGACGAAGAUGCUAAGAGAUACUACGAACUGUAUCAGGAAUUAAUAGAAGCGGAUAAGGCGAGAAAUCCUAGGUACAAAAUGCCAGUUAUCACAAUAGAAGACGUAGAAGAACCAAUUCCCACUUCUGAUGUGGAAGAAUUUGUGGACUUCAUGACCAGUGGUCCAGUUGAAAUUCUUGUGUUGGGUGGCCGUGGUGCAGUUGCAAAACUUGUGCGCCUCAUGGGCCCUGAAGAUCCAAGAGUUGCUCGCGAAAUCAUGCCAGACAGUAUCAGAGCCAAAUUCGGUGGUGAAUCCAUCUUACGCAACGCGGUACAUGGUAGUGAAACUCACACCCAGGCGGAAAAGGAAAUCCGAUUUUUCUUCCCCGAGGCUAAAUUCGACACGGAAUCCAAGUUAGGAGCAUCUGGAGAGUACUUAUCAAAGACAGUUAAUCCAAUACUUCUGAAGGGGCUCAUUCAAUUGUGCAGGCAAAAACCUGAUAAUCCAUUAGUAUGGCUCGCUGAUUGGCUUCUUGCAAAUAACCCUAACACCAAGCCUUAACUACAAGAUUUUGUUUCAUUAUUAGAUUUAUUUUUAAAUGAUUCACUCAUUUUGCCAGUAAAAUCCUAAUCUAUUGGUGUGGUAGGCCGAUUAGCUUCUUUUAAAAAAUUCCUAACAGAAGGCCUUAUUACUAGAUUUUUUAGAUGAUUUUAUGAAUUUUUAAAUGAAAAAUAUUUUCUUUAUUCAGUAAUGUACAACAAAAUUUCUCAGAAUUCUUUUCGAAAAUCUACAAACUGGUCUGUGAAACAUUUCAUUUCCAUUUUUCCAGAGGAAGAAGUGUUUUGGUAAUCCUAUUUUAAAUUUGUGCAAUGAGAUAAAUUGUGUCUUUAUCUCUUGGAUUCUGCAGGAUUCCAAACCUGCAGGAUUUCUGCAGGAUUCUAAACCUGCAGAAAUUGUACUGAUUUUUUAAGGGCAAAACGACGGAAGCUGAAAAUAGUUUAUAUAAAAAAAAAAUUAUCUUUCAUCCGUUAGUAUAACACGAAUUAUAUCCUAUUUGGCCACUUUCCUAAAAACUUUUAACUAUCUUCCAAAUACGAAAUGUGUGCAAAAUUAGCUAAUCAAGAAGCGAGAAAAAAUACUCGAGCAUCAAAUACUUAAUUUUAAAAGCACAUAUGAUAAACGAAUAAAAUAAUUUUUUAAAAAAUCUACAACGUUAAUUUCAGCAAUACUGCAUGUUCUUCUUUUAUAAUUGUCGAUACCUAUGGUAUAAGAGAAUUGCAUCCAAAAAUUCUGAAAAUCAGUGAACUAUAUUUACUGUUUACUCAUCACUCACAUAUUUUAAAGCAUUACACAAUAACAUUUUAAAAGUUCACAAUAUUACAAAACAAAUUUUUAACAUUAAUAUUUUUAUUAUAAUCAGUUAAAGAGGUGUUGCGAUAAUUUGUGGGAGCCCCUUGUUCUUUUUGUGCGCUUGUUUAUUUAUUCCAAGAAAAAAGAUCAUCCUUUUCUUAAUCACACUUACGCUGGUCUUUCCGUUCCUGAGAAUUAGGAUCUGAUUUGGUUCCGUUUGGGACCAUUCACACGAUGGUCUACUCGUCAUUACUGUCAUAGACUUAUGCCGUAAAUAAUAUACACUGGUAAAAUAAAUUAAGAGAAUUUUCAUCUUUAAUUUACGAUCUCCAUAACUACUAGACAGGUUUUAAUAAAAUUUGAUUUGAACAUAGGUGGAUAUAAUACAAACAAAAUAAACAUUCAACGGUUAUAACAGACAGACAUAUUCGUCUGUAACACUAAUGGGAGUCUGAAGGUCUGAAACAUUGGUUGCAGAAGACACAAAAGAAAAUACUUGUAUGGCUGUAAGAGGCGGUAUGGUCCCCUCUCACAGCCAUACAGGCCUCGCAGCAUGAUGUCAUACUGGAAAUAAGGCAGUAUAUCAGUGCCUGUGGCAAUUGGUCCCACUCAUUCAGUAACGCUGUUUUCAGUUCCUUGAUGGUUCUCGGAGGGGGUUGCGAAUUGCAGUUGCCCUCCCACAGCAUCUCAGACAUGUUCUAUAGGGUUGAGGUCUGGAGACCUUGCUGUCCAAUCCAUCCGGCAAAUAUCCUCACUCUCGAGAAAUUCGUCGACCAGAAGAACUCUAUGUGGCCUCAUGUUAAAGCCCUCUAAGAUGAACUCGGGGCCCACUGCACUCCGGAAAUCCAAAACCUCAUACCUCGCACCAGUCACAGAGCCUCUGUCAAAGACGUAGAGAGAUGUGCGCCCAUCCAAUAUGAUGUCUGCCCAGACCAUUUCACCGCCACCGCCAUAAUUGUUGAUUUCGCGGACAUUCGGGAGUAGGUAGCGAGUAUCUGGCUCUCUCCAUAUGAAAGUACGACGAGAAUCGGUGUUUGGGCUAAAACAGGACUUGUCGGUGAGCAGAACGGUCGCCCAUUGCUCCGUACUCCAAUGACUAUGUUGCUUGUACCAUGCUAAUCGGACUGCGGGACGUCAGCGGGACGCAAACAGCCGGUCUUUUGGCAAACAACCCUCUCUCAUUCAGUCU